CAGAAAGAGCCACGAGAGCAAUCAGUCCUCAGCUGUUCUUUUCAACUCUCCCAGACGUACUUGGAGGCUUCCUCUGUCCCUUGAACCUCUGAUCAUGGAAAGAAGCAAGAUGACCCCAGAGGUCCUUCUUCAGUUGCUGCUGCUGCUUCUAUGGGUUUCAUAUGAGAGGGGCUCCCUUGGAAAAGAAGUCUAUGAAGACAAGCACAGAGUAGUUGGGGAGACACUCACAGUGAGCUGCCAGUAUACACCUCAGAAACCUGAUCAUCUGGACAAAGCCUGGUGUAAAAAGAUAGUAAAUGCAACUACAUGUACUUUGUUAAUCACAAGACCACGAUCUCGGUCAAAGACUGAGGACCGACGCUACUCCCUCAGUUAUAACACUAAUGUCAUCUCGAUCAACAUGUCUGACCUCCGGGUGGAAGACUCUGGGGAAUAUUGGUGUGGAAACCACAAUUCUAGUGCAAAUGUUAUUGAUGUUUUCAAGAAAGUUCACCUAACAGUAGCUCCAGCCCCAACACAGAGGACAACCCAGCAGGAAUUAACUACCAUGAUAGAAGCUAUCGCCAUCAUCUCUACCACCAAGAGGUCCCCAAACUGUCUCCUCCUCCUUGUGGUCUUUGGCCUCCUCCUGCUAAAAGGUCUGACCUUCUUAGUCCUUCUUGUUCUUCUGUUCAGGUUCAAGAACCAGAGUAAUGGAUACACUGGAAAAGUAGAAGAGUUGAACAAAUUGGAGCUAUCCGAGAUAUCCCCCUACCUCUCCUCCUCUUGAUGGAGGGUCCUGAUGCUCCUAGUUCAGCCCAGGGUACUAAGUAUAGAGAUUUCAUAUCUCACCAAGUUCUUAAGUACCAUAUGCAUCGCCAGAUGCUGGAGCCAGGUGUGCUGGUAAAUAUUUAACAACCCACUCUCUGAAAACCCAUGCUGCAUUUUCAAGUUUAAUCUUCACUAUUAGUAUUAUCUUCAACACUGUGUUAAGUCUUGACAAUCAACAUAACAAUAAAUCCAGUCAUUAUUUGUA
Vombatus ursinus (common wombat) is the source of this 1015-nucleotide messenger RNA. RefSeq names its product trem-like transcript 4 protein. The transcript is spliced from 5 exons. The record is from RefSeq and is a predicted model, not a curated record. NCBI's taxonomy places the organism in Eukaryota, Metazoa, Chordata, Mammalia, Diprotodontia, Vombatidae. The coding region runs from base 95 to 769 and encodes 224 amino acids. Gene Ontology annotation, cellular component: cell surface. Gene Ontology annotation, molecular function: signaling receptor activity.